UAUGGAAAUUUAUAAAUGAUUUAAUAAUUGUUUUUAUAUUGAUUUAUUCUCCAGAUAUUAAUUUAUAAAUAAAUGCAAUAGUUACUUUUUCAUGUUUUCUUACGAAAUGUUCGUUUGACAGAUUUUUGAGUUACAAUUUGUCAAAAUGAAUAACAAAUUGCAAUUUCUAAAACCAGGUACACUUUCAAUAAAAGGAAGACAAAAACUGUACUGAUCUAUUUUAUUUUACCAUUUCAGGUUUUAUAAUGCACUAUUUCAUCAGAGAUUGUUCAAGAACGAAAGGAUAUCAAUGAAACAGACCAACCUGCUUUCUAUAAUCAUGAUUUUCAUCUGUCUGUUGAUCAACAAAGACAAAGACUUCCAAUUCAUAAAUAUAAAAACCACAUUCUGUAUUUGCUUGAAAAUUUUCAAACCAUCAUAGUUUUAGGAGAAACAGGUUCUGGAAAAAGUACUCAAAUUCCUCAAUAUAUUUUGGAAUCUGGAUGGUUAGAAAAUAAUGGAAUAGUUGGCAUUACACAGCCUAGAAGAGUUGCUGCCAUCAUGCUUGCUACUCGAGUUGCAGAAGAAAGAAAUGUUCAACUUGGCCAACUUGUUGGAUACAACAUAAGAUUUGAAAGUUGUUUUGAUGCUACAAAAACAAAGAUUAAGUUCAUGACUGAAGGUGUUCUUAUCAAGGAAAUGAUGGCUGAUCCAUUACUGAGGAGUUAUUCAGUUCUCAUACUGGAUGAAGUUCACGAGCGAUCACUCAACGGAGACAUUAUUUUGGGACUUUUAAAAAAAAUUAUCAGGAGGAGACCUGAUCUCAAACUUAUUAUAUCAUCUGCAACUAUUGAAGCCGAAUCAAUGUUUAGAUUCUUUAACAAAAAUGAAACUUCAGAUAAAGAAAAAGAUACAGCUGUAAUUAUUAGUAUUGAAGGUCGUACUUAUAAGGUGGAUAUACAUUAUUCAUCAGAUCCAGUCCCUGAUUAUAUAAAAUCAUCUGUUGAUACAGUUAUGAAGAUUCAUUUAAAUGAACCUCCUGGUGAUAUAUUAGUGUUUUUAACAGGACAGGAAGAAGUUAGACAAACAACAAACAUGCUUAUAGAUAUUGCGACGGAUCUGAAAAGUAAUAAGGAGGCUAUGAAGUUCUUUGUAGUUCCACUCUAUGGUACUUUACCCAUGUCUGAACAGGUGAAAGCAUUUAAACCCACUUCUCGAGGCGUGAGAAAAAUUGUUGUCUCGACUAACAUUGCUGAAGCAUCUGUGACAAUUAGUGGCAUAACAUACAUUGUAGACUGUUGCUUUGUGAAGUUAAAGUGCUAUAACCCUAACUCCUGUACAGACUCCUUAGCUAUAGUUCCUAUUUCUCAGGCAUCUGCCAACCAGAGAGCCGGGCGUGCUGGCCGUGUAAUGUCUGGAAAAGCAUACAGACUAUGUACAGAAGAAGAUUUUUUAAAAUUGCCAAAAUUUUCUGUACCUGAAAUGCAAAGAAGUAAUUUGGCUCCUGUUAUACUUCAACUCAAAGCAUUAGGAAUUGAAAAUAUUUUACAUUUUAAUUUUCCUUCUGCACCACCUUCCAAACAUGUGAUUAGUGCUAUUGAACUUUUAUACGCUUUAAAAGCCUUAGAUGAAAAUGGAAUUCUAACUUCUCCAUUGGGUACCCAAAUGGCUGAAUUUCCCAUUCAUCCUAUGUUUUCAAAACUACUUCUCAUAUCAGGUGAAUAUCAUUGUAUUGAGGAGGCUCUUACUAUUACAGCUAUGCUUCAAGUGCAAAAUAUUUUUGUGUUUGUUCCCAGUAGAAUGCUAGAACUGAAACGCAAAAAGAUGAAAUUUGCUGUGGAAGAGGGUGAUUUUCUUACACUUCUUAAUGUCUACAACUCAUUCCUAAAGAAUAAAAAUAAAUAUUGGUGUGAUCAACAUUUCUUGAACUACAAGGGUUUGUUGAGAGCAAUAGAAAUAAGGGAACAGCUGUCUAAACUUUUGAAAAAAUUUAAACUGCCUCCUGCAGCUAAUAAAGCUGAUAAAGACUCUUUGAGAAAAUGCAUAGUUUCAGCAUUCUUUGCAAAUGCUGCAUUUUUACACUAUACUGGAGUGUAUAAGACAGUGCGUGGUGAGCAUAGUCUUCACAUCCAUCCGGAAUCCGUCUUAACAUUUUGUUCCUCACCCAAGUGGGUUGUUUUUAAUGAGGUUUUGCACAGUACAAAAGAAUACAUGCGAGACAUAACAGCUAUUGAACCCAGUUGGCUAUAUGAAUUAGCUCCACAUUAUUACCAAUAUGGAACUGUAAGUUGACAGCCAGACAUGGUGAUGUGAAGAAAAAAAGAUCAACAUUAUGAAAUUUCUGUGAUUUUUUUUCUUUUUUGUUGCUUCACAAUUAUCAAUUCGUCUUUCAUCUGA
This is a messenger RNA of Parasteatoda tepidariorum (common house spider), 2376 nucleotides long. The record is from RefSeq and is a predicted model, not a curated record. Lineage: Eukaryota; Metazoa; Arthropoda; Arachnida; Araneae; Theridiidae.